This is a messenger RNA of Tricharina praecox, 1405 nucleotides long. Its product is annotated as 3-isopropylmalate dehydrogenase Leu2A. Gene Ontology annotation, biological process: L-leucine biosynthetic process. NCBI's taxonomy places the organism in Eukaryota, Fungi, Ascomycota, Pezizomycetes, Pezizales, Pyronemataceae. Gene Ontology annotation, cellular component: cytosol. Bases 202 to 1305 code for a protein of 367 amino acids. Gene Ontology annotation, molecular function: 3-isopropylmalate dehydrogenase activity; magnesium ion binding; NAD binding. The transcript is spliced from 4 exons. The record is from RefSeq and is a predicted model, not a curated record.
CGGCAAAGCAUCGUGGGGUCUUCUCGCUUGUGAAAGUCUGCCAUCGCAUUAGAUACUCAAACCCCGCUGCCAAGCUACGGUCCACCCCACCAAAGGCUACACACCCAACAACCUUCCGCCCACCCUCCCUCGCCAUACUCACGCACACGCUUUCCUUCCCUACUGCAAAUUCAAUUGCCAACCCGUACACUGCAAGACAACAUGGUUCAGACUUUCGACAUCGUGGUGUUUGAGGGUGACCACUGCGGUCCCGAGGUCAUCGCGGAGGCCAUCAAGACUCUCAAUGUCAUCGCUGCCAACAGCCCCGACGUAGCCUUCAACUUCAACUACCAGCUCAUUGGAGGCUGCUCCAUCGACGCUCACAACACGGCCCUAACCGACUCCGCGCUCGCGGCGGCACAAUCCGCAGACGCUGUCCUUCUCGGCGCGGUCGGUGGUCCCAAAUGGGGCACAGGCGCCGUGCGCCCCGAACAGGGCCUCCUCCGCAUCCGCAAGGAAAUGGGCACGUUCGGAAACCUGCGACCGUGCAACUUCGCGUCCGAGUCGUUGAUCGCGUACUCGCCGCUCAAGGAUUCGGUGUGCCGCGGCGUGGACUUCAACAUCAUCCGCGAGCUGACGGGCGGAAUCUACUUUGGGGACCGGAUCGAAGAUGACGGCAGCGGCUACGCGAUGGAUACCGAGCCGUACAGCCGCGCCGAGAUCGAGCGGAUCGUGCGCCUGGCGGGCCAUCUGGCCAUGGCGGAGAACCCCCCGCUGCCGCUCACGUCGCUCGAUAAGGCGAAUGUGCUUGCCACGUCGAGACUGUGGCGCAAGACCGUCGACCACGUCAUGACCACCGAGUUCCCGACCGUCAAGUACCAGCACCAGCUGAUCGACUCGGCGGCCAUGCUGAUGGUCAAGAACCCGCGCGCGCUCAACGGCAUCGUCGUGACCAGCAACCUGUUCGGCGACAUCAUCAGCGACGAGGCGAGCGUGAUCCCCGGCUCGCUCGGCCUGCUGCCGUCAGCGUCGCUGUCGGGAAUUCCCGACGGGAAGACAAAGGUCAACGGUAUCUACGAGCCCAUCCAUGGCUCCGCGCCCGAUAUUGCCGGCAAGGGCAUCGUCAACCCCGUCGCCGCCAUCCUGAGUGUCGCCAUGAUGCUGCGGUACAGUCUGAACUUGCCGACGCAGGCGAAGGCGGUCGAGGAUGCGGUCAGGAAGGUGCUGGAUGGCGGGCUGAGGACGGCGGAUCUGCAGGGUAGCGCGAGCACCAGUGAGAUGGGUGAUGCCUGUGCGAAGGCUUUGGAGGAGAUUUUGAAGGCGUAGGUGGGCGGAAUCAUUUGCAGAAUCAAAUAGGCGAUUGUGAUCUUAAAAAACGGGUUGGCAUUUCACUUCACUUCACGUGCUCUCACUCAUUCAGUAGAGU